UCGUAUCAUACACCAUUCCUACCAAUUGAGCAACCAACCGAAUUACACGUUAGACGUUGAAACCGGAGGUCCGACACUCGUGUCUCAUAUUGUCCAUCUGAAGAGAGUAGGCUCACUUGUUCCACCGAUAUUUCCCGAUAGAAGAGCUACACGAAUCCUUCCAUCGCGUUUUCGUGACAUAUAAAGGAAACCAGUCGGCGCCUCCGCUGGGACGCAAUGGCAUUCUUAGAAGACCCUCGUCUUCGCCAGCGAUGGAAUCAGAUCUCCCAAACCACCGAGGCAGUCACUGAAAAUGCGGCUGCUGGUAUAUGGAGUUUUGGACACACCUACAUUAACCCUUGCGUCUCUUCUAUCUCCACCGCCUUCGAAAGCUGUACCAAUGUUUGUUUAGGCGACCGCGAGGAAAGAGCGCGACGACUAAGAGAUCGUCAUCGAGCUAGAGGGAGAGCCGAAUAUAGCUUCGACUUCUACGACGAUUGGGAUGCCGAACUGGGAGAUGGGGAAGAUGGAGGGCUACUCGGUGGCUGGCGAAGCGAAGAUUGGGAUCGCUUACUGGCAGGCACUGGGGGGAAACGGAGUGCCGGCGACGUUCAAGAACAACCAAAGAGGAAACGUGGCAUGAGUUAUGGCACGAAGGGCCCACGGAAAAGAGCUAAUUCCCAAGAAGACCCAACCAUCAUCCCAAGCACCGCGCCCUUAGGGUUCUUAGGCCGUCUGCCGUUCAAGAUUGGUGGAACCCUACGGUAUAAACCUAGUGCGGCGAAUUUACAGGAACACCCUGGGGCAUCAAGAUCGGGGCUACACGCAGAACACGAACCACUUCUAGGCGAUGGUGGGAAUGUAGAACAUAUGAACGGACCAUCAAUGCAUAAUAGGAAACGGAGUGGGACGGUAGGCAGUGGAGAUACGAGCGAUUCGUACAGAUCGAGAGGCGACCUCUUCCCAAGUGAUGAAGAAGGGGACGAAGACGCGAUACCAUUAGACGACGAAUUCACCAUUUCGUUAGACCACGUAGACGAUCGCUCGAGUAAUAAAACAAGGAGUAGCAAAGGAAAGCGGGUUGCCGAUAGUAGGAUGCCAAGGAGCAUCUCGAGGACGACGAUAGAUUCAACAAGGCCAUCGUUACUCCCAAGCUUAGGCUCAGGGCCCAUGCUUCCAGAAAGUCCGGCGCUGCUUUUAACAGCGUCGCUCGAGGAUCUACGACUAGAGGAAGAACGGCUAGAAAGGGAGGAACACGAAAUUGUUGAGAAAAAAAGGCAGGCAGCUGCGGAAUUAGCUCUUCGACGCGGGCUAAGUCGGGAAAACCUAAAGAUUGAAUCUGUUCCCGAGGCGAAGUCAGAAGUGGUGCUCAGAGUAGAAAAGGCACCGGUGCCAGAAGAGGUCAUAUUGGAUCAAGCUACGGACGACGAGGAUGACGAGGAUGAGCCAGGAGCCGCAGAAGAGAGUCAUCCAGCGCCAAUACCAGCACCAAUGCCAACACCAACACCAACAGCAAUAGCACCAGCAAAGCCCCCGCAAGAUGAUUUUGUACCGGCAAGACUGCCGUACUUUCGAUGAUAACUAUUACGUUAUAUAUUACCUACCAUCCCGCGAUAUCAAUCUAAACGGACUUUACUUGCAGUCCGCACAUCCGCAUAUUCCAAACCGACCUGACAUGUCCUGGCAACCAACUCCAACUGGUCUCGAAGAUGGAAACCCAAACGAACAAGGCCCAAGAGUUUCCAUGCCGGACUAAGAAGAUAUGCUCACGU
Molecule: messenger RNA, 1751 nt
Organism: Hypoxylon fragiforme
Lineage: Eukaryota; Fungi; Ascomycota; Sordariomycetes; Xylariales; Hypoxylaceae
Exons: 1
Coding region: 217-1557 (446 amino acids)
Source: RefSeq, a predicted model, not a curated record